Molecule: messenger RNA, 2551 nt
Organism: Scleropages formosus (Asian bonytongue)
Lineage: Eukaryota; Metazoa; Chordata; Actinopteri; Osteoglossiformes; Osteoglossidae
Product: tubulin beta chain-like
Exons: 4
Coding region: 118-1452 (444 amino acids)
Biological process (GO): microtubule-based process
Cellular component (GO): microtubule
Molecular function (GO): GTPase activity; structural constituent of cytoskeleton; GTP binding
Source: RefSeq, a predicted model, not a curated record
AACGCAGCAUAAGGUGUCGGCUAGUUCUUGGUCAGUACGGGCAGUGUUAGGGAUUGAGUAUUGACUAUAAAAUAUUUUUUUCUCCCUACAUUGUUAAAAGUAAGUCCCAGUUAGAAAAUGAGAGAAAUCGUGCACAUUCAAGCUGGCCAAUGCGGUAACCAAAUUGGAGCUAAGUUCUGGGAGGUGAUCAGUGAUGAACAUGGUAUCGACCCCACUGGCACCUACCACGGUGACAGUGACCUGCAGUUGGACAGGAUCAGCGUCUACUACAAUGAAGCAACAGGUGGCAAAUAUGUGCCCAGAGCCAUCCUGGUGGACCUGGAACCUGGCACCAUGGACUCCGUGAGAUCUGGACCAUUUGGACAGAUCUUCAGACCUGAUAACUUUGUAUUUGGCCAGAGUGGAGCUGGUAAUAAUUGGGCCAAAGGCCAUUACACUGAAGGAGCUGAACUAGUAGAUUCUGUUUUGGAUGUGGUCCGCAAAGAAUCUGAGAGUUGCGACUGCCUGCAGGGUUUCCAACUCACGCACUCCCUUGGUGGCGGCACAGGCUCUGGCAUGGGCACCCUGCUCAUCAGCAAGAUCCGAGAAGAGUAUCCUGAUCGCAUCAUGAACACCUUUAGUGUAGUACCUUCCCCCAAGGUGUCAGACACGGUAGUUGAGCCCUACAAUGCUACACUUUCAGUACACCAGCUGGUUGAGAAUACAGAUGAGACAUACUGCAUUGACAAUGAGGCACUUUACGACAUAUGCUUCCGCACACUUAAGCUCACUACACCCACCUAUGGGGACCUGAAUCACCUGGUCUCUGCCACCAUGAGUGGUGUCACAACUUGCCUGCGGUUCCCUGGCCAGCUCAAUGCUGACCUCCGUAAAUUGGCUGUCAAUAUGGUGCCCUUCCCACGUCUGCAUUUCUUCAUGCCAGGCUUUGCACCCCUCACUAGUAGAGGCAGCCAGCAGUAUCGUGCCCUUACUGUACCUGAGCUCACCCAACAAGUGUUUGAUGCUAAGAACAUGAUGGCUGCUUGCGACCCUCGCCAUGGCCGCUACUUAACGGUGGCUGCCGUUUUCCGUGGCCGUAUGUCCAUGAAGGAGGUUGAUGAGCAGAUGCUGAAUGUGCAGAACAAGAACAGCAGCUACUUUGUGGAAUGGAUCCCCAACAAUGUCAAGACUGCAGUAUGUGACAUCCCACCUAGAGGCCUCAAAAUGGCAGUUACCUUUAUUGGUAAUAGCACAGCCAUCCAGGAGCUGUUCAAGCGCAUCUCUGAACAGUUCACAGCUAUGUUUAGACGCAAGGCCUUCUUGCACUGGUACACUGGUGAGGGCAUGGAUGAAAUGGAAUUCACUGAGGCGGAGAGCAAUAUGAAUGACCUGGUGUCCGAGUACCAGCAGUACCAGGAUGCCACUGCCGAAGAAGAGGGAGAAUUUGAGGAAGAGGCAGAAGAUGAAGCAUAAAGUGUUAGGAUAUGUCAGGGAUUUAAGGGGGGGGGGGGGGUGGUUACAGUUGAAUAAAGUGAUAAAUAUUAAAACAUUGGCAAAGGAUGAAGGAACCACAGGAAGAUUGUAUUAAAUAUUAAUGCUGCAAAUGCCAGUUUGUUUUGUUUAAAAAUUAUACUCAAAAUCAGCUGAGUGAAGAAGUAACAGUUCCUGUAUUUCAAUUCCAUUUGUACGAAGUUUGAAAUGUCAGCCACUUAAAAAUACAGGAGGAAUAAUGACCCACAAUCAAGUGCAAAAAAACAAUCUGUGCAUCAAAGGAGAAAAAAAAAAAAUCCAUAGAUUUGGGCGAUUGGCGCAAGGGCUGGAAUAAGAGAAAAUUUACAUACACAAAAAAGCUGGCAAACAGAAAUGGAAGCAAGAAAAAGGAUGUCAAGGAGAUGGUUUUUGGAAGAUUACUGGAGGAAGUGAAACAGAAGGUGUCUUCAUUCUUUUUUUUGUGCCAUUACAGAGACUUGCCUUUUAUCCUUUAUUUCCAGUUGAUUUCGUAUCAAUUUUCCUCAUUACUAACUUGUAUUUAAUUUUAUUUGUAGAGUCACUGAUCUGUUUGUAGAUCAUUUAAAAUGCAUUGAAACAAAGGAAAUAAGGUGGGGGGGGGGGGGAAAAUGGUUGAGAACUGAAAUGAAGCUGUGGGACCAUGAGUUUCAGAAUGUGAAAAUUGAGGAGCAUGAUUACCAAGGUGGGGAUCGCAGCUCAAGUGUUUCUCACUCAGACGCCAACCAUCGUCUUGGGGAGGACCAGCUUUUGAGCUAUGAGGAGGAUGACAAGGACCAGACAGUGCAGAAAAUUAAUCGAGAUGCAAAUCUACGCAUUUGUUUGUAAUGUGUUGUUCUGGUUCAUAGGGGAGUUCAUUUGAUGAAGGAUUUUUUUUUUUUUCCCUUUUUUAUACCUUUAUGUGCUAGCCCAAAAUCCUGUUAGGGGAAAUUGUCAUGAACAUCUUCAUUCUGUUUCUGGGUUAUGCAAUCCAUCUAAUGUUCUUUUUAAUUUUCAUUUGCGUUAAAUGUUUCUUCAUUUUGGGAAGCGCUGAACCUCGGAAGUAAUAAAAAGCAUUUUUCUGAAA